Messenger RNA from Dendroctonus ponderosae (mountain pine beetle), 3725 nucleotides. RefSeq names its product dynein axonemal heavy chain 2. The transcript is spliced from 20 exons. NCBI's taxonomy places the organism in Eukaryota, Metazoa, Arthropoda, Insecta, Coleoptera, Curculionidae. The coding region runs from base 21 to 3725 and encodes 1234 amino acids. The record is from RefSeq and is a predicted model, not a curated record.
CUAGUAAUUUGCUGGAUAAAAUGUCUGGCAUUAAUCCGCCAGAAUCAAAAAGUGUCCAUGCGAGCGAAAAAGCGAAAACUGAAGACAAGGACUCCUUGUUUUCCUCAGAAGACUCCGAAGAGAAAAUCGUCAAAAUCUUCACCCCUGAAGUGGAGAACUUGUCGCCUGUGCAGGAAUACGACGAAGACGAGCUGUUGCAGCUGGUAACAUACAUCAAAGACUUGACGAUUUUAUAUGAUCUUCGGCCCGAUGAUUGGAAUGAAGAAUGCGAGCAUACCAUCCGAUGCUGGCUAACAGACCUAUCCGAACCACUGCUGAUGAUUUUCUUUGAUGGAGAGGAACUGACUUGCGACACUUUUGUUCCGACUGUAUCAAUAAUUGACGCUACCUACUUUCUGAGGGAACCUGGUUUGGCCUUCACGGUGCAACAUUUCCACGACGAAAUAAUCUUCGGCACCAUAAACGGUUCUAUUGAAGGUUCCCUGCUGCAAGUGAUCGAAAACACUUAUGCCCCUGUUCUGCUGCGGUCUCAGAACUGGCCGGACAGUGUUAAAAACGACUUCAACCACUCUUUGCACAUGUUCCUGGCCAAGUUAACCGAUCUGCACUACAAACUGCAUGGCCUUACGGUGCUUUAUGUGCCAAAAAUCAUCAUCUCUGUUCCAGUGGAAGUUGCCACCGAGGACAAGGAGUUUAUAAAGAGAAUGGAAGGAGUCGUUGUCUACUGGACUAAGCAGGUGCGUGUGGGGCUUCAAGAUCAAGAGCAGAACACUGCUGAAGAUCUGCGCUGUCCCAUAGACGAAUACAACUUUUGGAGAAAUAGAUAUGAGAACUUGCUGGGUCUGAACUACCAGCUGGAAAACGAGUCCAUUAAGCAUUUAUGUAAUAUCUUGAUGGCAGUCCAGUCUUCCUACGUGAAGCAGUUUAGAGCGCUUGCUGAAGAAAUUAUCCACAACGUGGAAGAAGCCAAGUCCAACAUUGAGUUCUUGAACACCCUGACAGAGCCCUGCAAUGAACUGGCCAGCCUGAAGCAACCGCAGGAAUUUGGCUCGCUUCUACCAAAUAUCCUCAAUCUCAUUCGGUACAUUUGGAUGAAGAGCCCAUACUACAACACCCAGGAGAAAAUUACCAUAAUCUGCAGAUCUUUGAGCAACCAGAUCAUCCGCCAGUGCAGCCAGUUCAUCGACAUGGACAUAAUUUUUCUGCAGAAACACACUAAAAAUGCCAUUAAGAUGUUUGAAACUUGCAUCCAGUGCUUGACUGAUUACAUCCGGACGUACAUUUUGGUUUCCAGUGCUCACAGUGAGUUUGGCCAGAUUCCCUGGGAGUUAGAUAAGGCCCCUAUUUUUAACCAUGUGGACUCCUACAUCCAGAGAUGCAAAGACAUGAUUGAGGUCUGUGAGGCGAUGAUUGUGUUUGGUCGCUUUGAUGAAACCGAAGACAUUCCCAAGCCAUUGUUUGGUACUUCCAAAGGGCAGCAGUUUGAAAGUUGGGCAGAUCGGAUUGAGAAAAUGUUUAACGACAGCUUGGAAGAUAUUGAGAGAGUGAAAUUCAGAAUUUUGGACGUUCAGCAAGCCGAAUGGUAUGACGAUAUUCUGAAAUUUCGGACGCGAAUGAAAGACAUUGAGGUGGUGGUGGAGAACUUAACCAACGCCGUAUUUGAUGAGAUUGCCAAUGUUGAGGAAGGAAUCGAAACUUUGGCCGCCAUGUACAAUUACUCCAAAAGGAAAACUCUCUUUUCCUUAUUCGAUGGGAAAACUCUGCAAGUUUACAAAAUGUUCCGGGCGGAAAUUUUGGAUACCAAGCAAGACACGCAAACGGAGUCCGAAAUGUACCCCAACUUGAUGCCGUACUAUUCUGGGCGCGCUCAGUUGCUCAAAAUGAAGAAACAUCGAUUGACUCUCUUGAAAAAGAUGUUUGAUGACGCUGGAUGGAUGUUGCCCUGUAGCAUCUCCAAAGACGUUUUCGCCCAAUACCAGAAACUAAUUGCGUCGAUUGAUGAUAAAAUUUUCAACUUGUACCGAAAGUGGAUCGACAGUAUCGGCGAAGACAUCAAUUUGCGAUUGCAACGCCCGUUGAUGUGCAAAAGCAUUUCUAAGCCUGGAUUAUUGGAGUGCAACAUAGACCGGUCCCUGAUGGAAAUGUUUAAAGAAGCCAAAUAUUGGGACGCUUUGAACUUCGAAAUCCCCACCUAUGUGAAGUCGGUGUACCAAAAGGCGGACAGUCUUCGGUUCAUCUACGAGUGCGUCCUGAAUGUUGUCCUGGACUACAACAAGAUUGUUUCAUCGCUUUCCGAUGAAGAAAGGCUGCUGUUCAAGCCGCUGAUUUCCAAUGUGGAAAAGAAGAUAUCCCCAGGCCUGUCCAAGCUCACAUGGGCUGCGGACAUUGGGGACGAAUACAUUGCUGAGUGCAGCAAUAACACUGCAGAGCUGCAGGAUUUCGUGGACGACUACAAGCAGUGCAACCUGCAGAUCGUGCUGAUCUGCGAAAAAAUCUGCGACACCCCCUUAAUCAGCUUAACUCAGUACACGGUGAUGGAAUUGCAAGAGUUGGUCGAUGAGCUGACCAAGAACAUGAACGACACGCUGGGAAAACUCAUCAGCUGCUACCACACCAUCAUUGAGUUUCUAGUGAUGGUGUUUGAGGGCUUUGAGAAUGUCAUGGGCAGCAUGGCCAACCAAUGGGUCAGAUACAUUAACAAUUUCGACCGAUUGAUGGAGGAGGCUUUGAAGAUUUGCUGCAAAAAUUCGCUGCAAUCCAUGUUUGAGGCGCUACAUGGCGAUGGUACUACGGACCCAAAUCCCCUCAUUAAAAUCGAGGUCAAUCUGAUUGGCAACAAGAUUAACUUCAACCCCACCUUGGUCAAUGUGGCACGAGUGAUUUCCAACGUGCAGAACACUCUUGUGGAAGCCGUCAAGUCCCUGCCUCGAUUGAAUGAUAAGUUUCACGUGUCUGAAACCGAUUAUAUUCCUUAUGCAGACCUGAUCUACAACGACAAAGACUGCAAGCACAUGCAACAGCAGCUGAAUCAAGAAGUUCGGGUGGCAGUGGAGAAAAUCAAGGACUACAUUAAGGUCUGGGAACCAUUCCGGGACCUGUGGGAAGUGGACAAAGACAAAUUCAUGGAGCGCUACGAGGAGGAGGAUCCAAGCGCUACUCUGUUCGAUGCCAACAUCGGGCGCUACACGGAAUUGGCCAACAAUGUUCAAAUUCAGGACACAGUUUCCGAUGUUCAUUUCCUGCAAAUCAAUUGCUCAGAUUUGAAGAAGGCGAUCAUCGAACACUGCGUGGAGUGGCAGAAUAAAAUGUGCCUGCUUCUAUUCAACUUGACCGAGCGCAAAAUCGACGAUAUCUACGAGUAUAUGGAAAAAUUUGGCAAGGAAAUUCAACGUGAGCCAACCGAUCUUGAGCACAUGCAGAACGCCAUCAUUUUAUACGCACAACUCAAGGCGGAAAUCGGACCUCAAGAGGAACAGUUUCCCCAGAUUACCGAGCAGAUUUACACUUUGGAUAAAUAUUCAGUGCCGAUACCGCAGCCUAUGCGAUUGAAGCACAAGAACCUGCCAAAAGAAUGGGCAAUUUACAUUGAAGCUUUAGAGCAGGCGGAGCAAAUGUUGGAGUACUCCAAGGAGCAUUUCAAGAAUGGUCUUCUUGAGCAGGCCGAAGGCGCUCGGCAGAACGCCAAGCAUAUGCUGGAUGAGUUUUUAAUAAAAGGCAUGAAAUGA